Messenger RNA from Aspergillus ibericus CBS 121593, 1650 nucleotides. Its product is annotated as cytochrome P450. The transcript is spliced from 4 exons. The record is from RefSeq and is a predicted model, not a curated record. Lineage: Eukaryota; Fungi; Ascomycota; Eurotiomycetes; Eurotiales; Aspergillaceae. Bases 1 to 1650 code for a protein of 549 amino acids. Gene Ontology annotation, molecular function: steroid hydroxylase activity; iron ion binding; oxidoreductase activity, acting on paired donors, with incorporation or reduction of molecular oxygen.
AUGUUGGCGGUAUUCUUUUUCGGUGUUGCAGCUGCAACUGCGUUAAUGUUCUUCAUCCUGCGUGCCUGCAUCGCGGACAAGACCCUCUCUGCGGGCCCACGCACCGUGCCCUACUCGAUACCUUUCAUCAAAAGCACCUUAUCAUUCGUGUUUGAUGGACCUAAAUUUUUCCGCCAGGCCUCCCGAUUCUGUCAGAACCGGUGGCCCCUCCGCGUGAACCUGGUAAACGAUGAGGUUUACCUCGUGCAAGGGCAGAAAAACAUCUUGUCCGUCUUCAGCAACCCAGGGCUCACCGUGACCAGAGCCUAUGGCCUUGUCCUCAAGCACUGCUUCGGAAUGGACCAGAAGGCCGUGGAUGUCUACGUUUCUGACACUUCGGGCUCGCGGCCACGACCCAUACCCGGGAGUAACAUACCACUCAAUCGCCGCGUAAGCUAUCACACCCACGAGAACCUUAUCCAAGGCCUCCUUGGAAGCGGACUUGGUCCGACCAUGGAGCGGUUGGAUGCAUCCCUAUAUGCAUCACUGGACAAGGCCGUUCCGAUAUCUCCCAGCUGGACUUAUAAGGAUGAUCUGACGCAGUUCUUUGAGGACCAUCUGGGAGCAGCUAUAUUGAACGCCCUAUACGGUCCGCUCUUAUUGGCAGAGAACCCGGACUUCAAUCGAAAGCUGUGGCAGUAUGAUAAGCAUAUUAUGGCUCUGGCCAAACGCUUGCCGGCCUGGCUGAUCCCGGGCGCCUAUCGGCUGCGGGAUGAACUGCUUCGUGCAAUCAUGAAGUGGCACCAAAGGGCCACUGAGCUUUCAACCGCAACGCCAGACAGGCCCAAAGCCAGCCAGGGUGAGGCUGACCCUCACUGGGGCUCGGCCAUGAUGCGCGAACGAAAUCGGAUGCUGUUGAGGAUCGACGGGCAAGACCUUCAGUCGGUGGCUUCCACCGAUCUGGGCUUUAUCUGGGCCUCCAUCACAAAUGUCGUCCCAUCCACUAUGACUCUUUGCACCCACAUGUACAGUGACAGUUCCCUUGUGGAGGAACUUCGUUCCGUUCUGCGUCAUUGCCUCCAGCCAGGAACUGAAUCAUUGCAGCUUGACAUGGAAAAGAUUGGCAAGCAACCGCUGUUACUCUCCAUGUAUGCGGAAACCCUACGAUUUGGGGUUCAAAUUCAUAUCCCCCGGUGCUCGCCUCAUCAACCCUUAGCAUUGGGGGGUGAGACCAUCCAGUCUAACAAACUGGUUCUCAUCAACACAGCGCUGGCGCACACUGACGAGGAGGUCUGGAACACCAAAGACGGACAGUAUCCGCUGGAUACGUUUUGGGCACGGCGAUUUCUCAUCGAUCCGGCUGACCCAGGUAGCGGACCCCUGAAACCUUCCUCUUCUUCAUCGUCUUUUGCCAAGGAUCGACAACCAACCGAUUCAAAGACAUCCCGGGAGGAUUUCACCGUACAAGGACUGGAAGGAGGACAGCAUGCGUGUCCAGGCCGGCUGCUAGCCAAGCGGAUUAUGUUGCUCACCAGUGCCAUGAUGGUCACUAUGUUUGAUGUGGAGCUUCUGACUCCAGCGUCAACCCUGCGCUUCCAGUCCGGUCGAUUUGGAUUCGGGGUCCGGAAGCCAGUGGCACCGGUGCCCUUUCGCAUCCGCCGUCGUUAUUGA